Messenger RNA from Crotalus tigris (Tiger rattlesnake), 3382 nucleotides. RefSeq names its product spermatogenesis associated 1 (gene SPATA1). Lineage: Eukaryota; Metazoa; Chordata; Lepidosauria; Squamata; Viperidae. The coding region runs from base 1181 to 2710 and encodes 509 amino acids. The record is from RefSeq and is a predicted model, not a curated record. The transcript has 11 exons.
AUUAGCAAAUUCUUUUCAGCUGGAUUUAUAAGGGUGUCACCUCAUAUGACAUUGAAAAUAUUAAGAGAAAACCUCGGAGAGUACCUAGGUGAAGAAGCAGUUGUAGAUAAGUAUGUCUUUCUAAAAUGUAUUGGAGAGAAACUUGUGGUGGUAAGUAUUUCAUGUUUCUUGCUGAUUGUCCUAUAGGAUUGCCAACAUAUACAAUAUAAUCAAGAAUCUCACUUGAGAACAAAACUAAUAAUACAAUAUCUGUGUAUGUACUAUGUAAAACUUACAUACUAAAAUUCUAUAAAGUUCAUAAUAUAACUCCAGGAGCAUUUCAUCAGUUAAGAUGUUCUAACUAGUCUGCAGAGGAAAUGAAAAACCUAAGUGACCUACAGGUUUGUUCCCAUUUAAAGUGCUGCUUUUCUAUAAAUAGUGAACACUUCCAUAAGUACCAUGAGAGAGGCUGAAAGAUUAUUUAAGCAUCCUAUAGCAAAAUCCCUAUAUAGGAAAAACUCGUACAAGAGGAGGGCAAAGAGUGGGGAGCAGACAUUUUGUAGAUUCCAAAGAUAAGCUCCCAAUUUGCAAAUUAUAAUUUGCUGAAAACACAUGCCUUAGAGUUCCUCUGCAGGUUUCGUUUAUUUUUAUACAUUUCAAAUCAGGCUUUUAUAAAUAUAAGCAUCCCUUUGAGAAUGUUGAAAGUACUGCAUAAGAUUUGAAAAGCAACUCUGUAAUUAAAUCAGUAUAAAAAAACAUAUACUGGGCUUUAAGGUUUUCCAAGGUAUUUUUUUUUCUUUUAACAAGCUUGAUGAAAUGCUUUUUAUUAAAAAAAGGGGGAUGAAGGUUACAUAAAUCAGUGCAUUAAACAAUCGCAUUGAGAAAAAUAAAAUGUGAAAACUAAAAUUAAAAAUCAAUAAAAUAAUGGAAUAACGCUAAAAAGUCUUUUUAAACAAAGAAAAUCUUAUACAAGUAUCUUUUACAAUGAUCUAUGAUUUUGUGCUAGCUCUUGAAUAUGACAUUUAAAACAAAGUAAUGUUUUAUGACUGGGACAUUAUUUACUGGAGAAGAAAAGAUGUCUACUAGGUCUUCCAACCCUUGUUCCUGGUAAAUUUUUGGAGUUUUACAGGAGAAUGAGGCAAAAUUGUAUUUUUUAUUCAUGUAAAAUUGGAACUUUGCCAACUUUCUAUAAAUAAAGGUGAUGGGACACCUUUGGAAGCAUUUUGAUAAUAUUGCCUUUGUUGUAAUGUUCCAAGGUGAAAACAAAGCAAGAGAUGGAACUGAAGCUCAAAUCAUUUGCUCCUCCGCAUUUCAUCCAGAACUUUAUUUGUUACCAGGAAUAGAAAGUAUUUAUUCAUCUUUGUCAUCCACUCCAGAGAAACACCAUAAUAAUCCAGAAUAUGUGCUUACAUCUGCAUCAUAUGAAAGACCACAUAGUUUAAUUUCUCCCAAUCCUGAUAUUUAUCAAAACUCAACAAUGUUAGAUAGCUCCUUCAAAAAUAAUCUCAGUCAGACUCAGGAAAAAGCUGGUUUUGGUGAGUGGAAUGAAAAGGAAACUAUUCCAGUUCUACAUAAAAAGCAAAGUUCUGAGCAACCAAAGAAUGAAAGUAUUCAAGGAAAAAGUAGUUCACAACAAAGGAAAGGCAAAAUCAGUUGUAACAUCAACAAAACAGAAUCUGUUCCAUCCUCAAAACAGCACCCUGCAAAGAAAUCAGCACCAGUGAAAAUGUAUCAGAAAAAAACUUUCAGCCCAACCCCAGAAAGCCAUAAUAUUCCAGGAAAGGAUGAAAAUUACAGAAAGACAGUCACAUCUCCAAAGAUAGAUCAAAACAAUGAAAAGGAGGAAAACAACCAGUUUCCAUUAAGUCCCAUCUCACAGAAGCCAAAAGAAGAGGUUUCUCUCAUGUUGGACACAAAUAUGGAAAAUGGAGGGAAUUUAACAGGAGUUGAAAAUGGAAAGUGUACCACUACUGCUGAUUUUGGAAUCCCAAAAUCCUUGGAAGACCGAGACAUGACAUACUCACCCAAGAAGAGGAGCCAACAACAUGCUGGAAUUACCAAGACUGCUGCUGACCCUGGUAAUGUGCAGAACAAUCAGGCUGAUGGGAAUAACCUAAAUGACUCUGCAUAUCCUAGUCACUAUCUUUCCCCUCCUACUCCACCUCUUCUGGCUGUCUCAGUAAAUAGAGCUCAACUUCCUCACAAAGGUUUUCCAACAGAAGGCCAUGAAUUACAUAAGCAGCUGAAACAUAUUAAGAUAGAAAGAAGACAUCUGGAAAACACUAGAGAGGAACUGGUUAAAAAAGUGAAAAACCUGAUUGAACAGCACAAACUCAGGAGAUGCCAUGUCCGUGAUUCCUGGAAAAAAAAAUAUUUUGAAAUGAAGAAAGUCACAGUUUUCUCAGAGGAAGCUUUAAAUAAAUUGCAGGAAAAUAUAGAACUACACCGCCAAAAAUUAUUGAGGCAGCUAGAAGCUAGAGAUAUCAAGAAAAAAAGAAAUAAUUUAACACAAACCACCAAUUCAAAGAAUAAUCUAAUAAUCCAGAUUACAACCCUGGAGCGGGAAAUUGACCAGCUAAAGAGAAAGCUAGACAAUGCCAAAAUGAAGCUUGUCAUAGAAAUUAAGAUGAAAAAACAAGCAACUUCUGAUUUACAAGCGCUGAAGGCAGAACUGGUGCACAAGAAGGUUCAGUCAUCUUUAAGAUUUCUGUCUGGAAAGCAACUAUUCUAGUUAACCUUUUUAAUGAAAUUCUUCAGUCUGUAGUUACCCAAAAACCUAGUUGUUUUGAUUAAAAAUAACAAAGCUUGUUCUAGUGAAAAAUUAUUCAUUGCUAAACCACUCAUUGGUUCUAUUGCUGAUGUGACAACAGCACUGCAAACCAGAAAUAACAGUCUUGGAGGGGAGAACCCCAGUUGCAUCCAUUGCAACAGCAUUGUUAAUGGAGGGAGAAAACCUCCAAAUAAAUAUUUGGAAGGACUAGUAUGGAAUGGUGAAGAAAUGCCUAGAUUGACUUCAAGCCCUUAUUCUCCCAUUGUAUUUAACUGAACAGUUUGCUAUAACAAUAGCACAUCUGGGUUAGGGAGAGUAAUGACUAUCUAAAGAUAGAAUUAUUAGUAAUUCUUUUCUCAUUGCAAAUCUAUGAUUUUGCAAACAAUUUUUUUAUUUCUCAAUUUCUUUUCAGCUUUUUUGGUUGCCUUUUUUUUUUUUUACUGUAAGCCACAUUCAUUUGAUGGCUGUGUUACUCAAUUGUCAUGUAUACCAAUACACUUUUUAUUACUGUAAAAAAAACAACUAUAUCAAGUAAAUGUGUGUUUUCAGUUUUGUUUCCUGGUGUAGCUGAAUGAAUAAAUGUUUACUACUCAGAAUCUGUGAAUAUGGGAAGUUGAACCUGAGCAAACAGAA